Knipowitschia caucasica is the source of this 408-nucleotide messenger RNA. NCBI's taxonomy places the organism in Eukaryota, Metazoa, Chordata, Actinopteri, Gobiiformes, Gobiidae. The record is from the annotation of a GenBank genome assembly.
AUGGAGACCAACAACCUGACGCAGUUCCAGUCCUCUCCAGCAGAGGACACCAGACUGCAGUUCCUCUGUCAGCCUGGGGGGCGCAGUGCUCCUCUCUCCCCUUCUCUAUCCUCCUCUCUCCUCCUCUAUCUCUCUCCUUCUCUUCUUUUCCCCUCUCUGUCUUCUCUCUCCUCCUUGCCCUCUCCUCUCCCGUGCUCCUUCUCUUUCCUCUUAUCCUCCUUUCCCUCUCUCCUUUCCUCCUCCUCUCUCUCCUUCUUUCUCUUCCUCGCCCUCUCCUCUUCCUCAUUCUCUCUCCCUUUAUCCUCCUCUCUCCUCUUCGCCCUCUCCUCUAUCCUUCUCUCCUCCUCUCCCCUCUCUCUCCUCUUCCUUCUCUCCUUCUCUUACCCUCCUCUCCCUCUCUCCUCCUAG